AUGCAGUACCCAUUUUGUUUAAAAACCGUGAUUAGUAUAAUUGUAUUAUACUCAUGGAAUAUAAAAUCAGCUGAUAUCGCACAGUUUCAAAAACCCAGUACACCUCCAAAAUAUUUUGGAAUUGAUGUGGAUGGGACUUUUUUCGUAAAGGACGAAGCCGUUUUCAGAAAAAACAUUGAGGCCUUUAAGUUGUUAAAGAGCAAAAACAUUACACCUUUCUUUUGCACAGGUUCUGAUAGGUUUUCCAAUAAAAAAUUGCUCGGAGAUAGCUUCUUCACAGAAACUGGCUACGACGGUUUCCCUGGAAUAUAUGACAACGGGGCCUUAGUAUACGGUCCAGAUGGUAGUCUGAUUAAAAUUGAGAAGUUUUCUGAGGAGUUUCUUGACAAGAUUAAUGAACACAUGACAAACAACAAUAUUAAUUCGAGAGUUAUUUAUAUGAACGAAGAUAAGUUGUAUUCAGUUCAAAAACUAGAUGAUGAUGUAUUAAAUUAUCUCAAGUCGUUUAACUAUGAGCCAACACAAUCAACCUUUGAAGAAAUUAAGAAGAAGAACAUUGUAUCCAUUGGUUUCAACAGUGAUAAUUUUGAAAUAACUGGCCUAACCAAAGAUACAGACUAUAUUAUCAGUUUUGGUGAAGCAGGAGUAGCACAGUUAACACCUCCAGGAAUUAAUAAGAGAUCAGGCAUUGAGGCGUUACUAAAUCACUAUAAUUCCAAUGCCAAUGAAUGUGCAUAUAUAGGGGAUUCACAGAACGAUCACGAAGCCAUGGAGUUUUGUUAUGUAUCAUUUGCCGUAGGAAACGCCGAUGAUGAUACAAAACAAAAGGCAAAGUGGGUAUUAGAUUUAAACUAUGACAAGGGAGCUUUCGAAAAGGCUGUUAAACUAUUGACUGAUUCUUUGUGA
Molecule: messenger RNA, 906 nt
Organism: Theileria orientalis strain Shintoku
Lineage: Eukaryota; Apicomplexa; Aconoidasida; Piroplasmida; Theileriidae
Product: HAD-superfamily hydrolase, subfamily IIB protein
Exons: 2
Coding region: 1-906 (301 amino acids)
Cellular component (GO): cytosol
Molecular function (GO): magnesium ion binding; phosphatase activity
Source: RefSeq, a predicted model, not a curated record